Messenger RNA from Protopterus annectens (West African lungfish), 2423 nucleotides. RefSeq names its product lunapark, ER junction formation factor (gene LNPK). Gene Ontology annotation, biological process: endoplasmic reticulum tubular network organization. The record is from RefSeq and is a predicted model, not a curated record. NCBI's taxonomy places the organism in Eukaryota, Metazoa, Chordata, Ceratodontiformes, Protopteridae. Gene Ontology annotation, cellular component: endoplasmic reticulum tubular network.
CUGCAGAGGUGGCGGGUGUCGGAAGUGAAGACCGAGAAUGAUUUAGUCCUGUAAUGCUGUGUGGGUAGGCUGUGAAGUCUGUAAAGUUUAUUGGAGGUACAUAACGGCUUGUGAGCAUACCUGUUGCCAAAAUGGGAGGCUUGUAUUCCCGUUUGAGGACGCAGCAGUCAACUGUGGAGAUCUUGGAAAAUAUUGAUAAGGAUAUUCAGGCACUAGAAGAAUUUCGAGAAAAGAAUCAAAGAUCUCAGAAACUUUGGAUAGGAAGACUUAUUUUUUAUUCUUCAAUCUUGUACCUCAUUUCGUGCUUAAUGAUAUACUUCUGUUGUGUGGCUGAGGAUUUAACAACAAAGUUAAUGGAGACUUUGCCUCUGUUAGUGUUUCCUGUAUUCUUGAAGAAGUUAUGGAAAAAGAGACCUACAAGACUGCCAAAUUAAUUCUGGAGAGAUUUGAUCCGGAUUCCAAGAAGACAAAAGAGCUUGAGCAACUUCCAGCAGCUGGUAUUUCAGUAACUCCAAGACCUGGGCAGGAACUUCGUCAGCGUUCUGCAGCUAAACCAUUUCAAACUGCAUCAACACCACAGAAUCCAUCUUCAGGUGUUGUACAAGCUCAAGGUGUUGGUCAUGCAGCCACUCCAGGUGCACCACAGGUUGGCUCAGCACCUGGUGGACCACCAGAAAAAUCUCGGGCUAAUAUACUGCAGAAGCAUCCCCCAACCCCCAUGACACCAGUUUCUCGCAUGGGUCUCCAUCCUCCGGGUCCCCCUUUAGCAAGACCUAUCCUGCCACGGGAAAGAGGUGUAAUGGACAAAUUCAUUGAGCUUCUGGUGGGUGAUGGCCCCCAAAACAGAUAUGCACUUAUAUGUCAGCAGUGUUUUUCUCAUAAUGGCAUGGCACUGAAGGAAGAAUUUGAGUACAUUGCUUUUCGAUGUGCAUAUUGCUUUUUCCUGAAUCCCGCAAGGAAAACACGUCCGCAGGCUCCACGAAUUCCAGAAUUAAGGUUUGAAAACAGAUCACGUAGAGAAUCACAGAGUUCACAUUCUGAUGAAGCAGAUGUCCAGGAUAUCUUGCCCGCUGAUGAUCCUGCUGAAGAGAAAAGUACAUCAGCUGAUGAAUCAAAACAGAUACCAGAGCAAAAUGAUGCAAACAUAGCAGACUGCGAUACUACAUUAUUUGAGGGGCAUAAUGGCCUAGUGACCUGUGCUGAGGAACCAAAGCAAUCUGUAGAAAUUACUUCACAAGAAACAACGGUUUCUGAACAGGAUGAAGAUUCCCUAAUGGAGACUGAAUAAAACUUUUUCAUGGUGCAGGAAAGAAUACUAAAUUCCAGUUCUCUGUCUCGUUUUAUUAUUAUUAUUUUUUUUACUGUACGGGUUGGAUGGUUGAAUGGUUAGAUAUCAUUGCUGCCCAAGCUGUAACCCCACCCCACUGAAAAAGUCAGAGCAUCAUUACAACAUGAUCCAAAUACAUCAUUUUGGACUCAAGCAUGUGGAAUUCCUGAAAAUUAUAGCUUGUUGUGGCUCUUACUAAUGUAACACACAGGUCAUUAAUCAGUUGUCCUUUUCUGUUGAACAUUUGAAGUUGGCCAUUUCUGUGUACUAGUGCAGUUAAUAACUGACAGCAGAAAAUGCCAUUGGACAUUUAACCAGCUGCUUUGUCAGGUUUUGUGGUCUGCAUGUCUGAUUUUAAUUUUUUUUAAGUAGUUAGCAUUCAUAUAAAUGGUACUGAUUGUUUGUUUUUAUAUUGAGUUGGUAUAGGUUCUGCUUUCCAGGAGGACUGGCAGAAGUGCAUCUAAUAAGUUUAUUUUGACUAGUGCAUGUGUAUUUAUUGUGCGCAGCUAGCAUGGUACGUUCCUAAAGUGUAAAAAUAGAACUAAUGUACAGGAUUGAGUAUUAUAUCUUCAUAUAUUAUAGAAUUGCUGUAAGUUGAACUCAUUAUAGGAGUAUAAAAGCUGAUGUGGUAUUCAGUCACAUUUUUGGUGACCCAGUUUGCUGAAGCCCAUUCAUUUAGUAUCAGCCAAAUUAACAGAAUUUUUGGUAAGUGUUUCAUAACUUUCUCGCUACUUUUGACAGUCUCCAAAUUAGUUACAGUAGAGAGUUGCUGAGCAUCCGUCUGUGGAUCAGAAGAGUACGGGGGGGUGCCAACUGCAUAAAACAACUUGAAUCUUUCAUGUGUUUUAGCAUAUAGGUAGCGGAUGACUUGAGCCAGAUUCAGCUGGUUUACAUCAUGUGAAUUAACUUUGUUUACAUUGUAAAGAAUGCAAUAGGAACACUGAAAGUACUUGACUCUGAUUAAGGCAUAUUUAUAUUUUCAGGUAGUAGUGUUGUACAGAAAAGUGCCGGUUGUGCCUAUAUUUGCACUUUGUAUGGGGCAGGGGAAGAAAACACUGUUUUGGGGAAAUAAAGUUGAAAUGGCUAGAAACUGCAA